Molecule: messenger RNA, 1457 nt
Organism: Boeremia exigua
Lineage: Eukaryota; Fungi; Ascomycota; Dothideomycetes; Pleosporales; Didymellaceae
Exons: 2
Coding region: 160-1320 (386 amino acids)
Biological process (GO): regulation of DNA-templated transcription
Molecular function (GO): DNA-binding transcription factor activity
Source: RefSeq, a predicted model, not a curated record
AUUAACCCUCGCCAAUACCCUGAUCUUGGGAUUCAGGAACAGCCGUCGUCACUUCACCCCAUUGAUACCGUCUCACGCUUGGACCGCUUCUCAAUUGGGCCCCGCUGACACAGCAUCGUCACAUUGCCUAAUACACUCACCGCCCCCCGCGGAUCCUCGAUGACUUCAGUACUCCAUUACCGUGAUCCUAUCGCAUACCGGAGCGACUUCAUGAGCACCUCCAGCUACCAGUCUCCCCACAUGAUGGAUGACCACAAGAAGGCCCUCUCUUACGAUGGGCACUCUUCCGAGAGCGAGUCGCGGAAGACCAUGUCUGGCGGCAAGAAGCGCCCCUCAAGAGCAGGAACCCGCAGCGUCACAACCCUCACCGCCGCCCAGCUGGAGAGGAAGCGCGCCAACGACCGGGAAGCACAACGAGCCAUUCGCCAGAGGACCAAAGACCACAUUGAGAGCCUAGAACGCCAAGUUCGCGACCUUCAAACCCAACUGGAAAACACCUCUUCCUCCAAAAUGAUCGAUGUCAUGCGCCGCAACGAAGAGCUGGAGCAGGAGAACGCUAUGCUCCGUGCACGCAUGGGACACGCGCCCUCCACACUGGGCGUCCCCGAACACAACACAGGCGCUCCCUCGCCCAGUGACCGCAUUCAGAUGCUCAGCCAGCCUCGCAGAUCUUCCACUGGAACAGCAAGAAGUGUCCACUCGGUUUCUGAAAUCGCAACGCCAGCCUCCCAGGCGACCCACUGGCAGACACAACACUCAUAUGCUCACCACGUUUCUUCGCCGCAUGGUGACGCACCAGCGCCCAUGGACGUGUCAACCCCACACCACGAUGCGCGCUGGAGCCCUCAUCCUUCAUCGCACCCCCAGCAUCACGGAGUUUCCAUGGCAGAUCACCCCUCAGUUCACGCUGUUGAGCCUUACCCCAGCUCCUACAGCAUGGAGAGCAACGCGCGCGCCAUGUCUUAUCCUCUCGACAGUGCGCCCCUCGUCACUUCACAGCCGAUGCAAAUGACGGGCUAUGGCACCCCAACUUCGCACCCUUCGCCACAUGCGUCUGAGUACCAGCGACACAUGAGCGUUCCCAUGAACCACCAGGUGCCGCCCCAGCCUCAACACCCCCACGCGCACACACAGCAGCAGACUUCAGCACCAUAUCCAUCAUAUGCUCACCCAGGCUACGCACCACAAGUCAGCCAUCCCGGCGAGAUGCCCAUGAUGGCGCAUGCUCCGCACUCGCACCCACAGCCGCAGCCGCAAAUGAUGGGCGAGCCAGGCCAGCACAUCAUGUAUAUGCAGCCCAAUAUGAAAGUCGAGCACUGAGCAGUCGUCAUAGAAUUCUCCGUGAACAGACCCCAAUUGCAGGGAUACCGAAGUCGGACGUAGACACUGAUUCGAACUUCGCGCUCGCGGCUCGCCUACCCAAACCAGGGUGUUGGAAUCUAUACGGCAGCGGCACG